AGGAGUUGACCCGCCAUCAUCUCGUGAUCCACCAUUUCCUCUUGCUGUUCCUGCGUCAAAUAGUCUUGCUAACGCUUUGGUAGAUGCACCAUCUGGAUUCUCUAAAGGUAAUAAUCAUAAUGGUGGAUUGGGUUUUUCUGAUAUUAUUACUCCGGUCCAGGCCUCGAAGGAUUCAUCUAAAUCAUCCUAUCGAAGUAUGGUGGUUCAUGAAUCCUUCUCAGCGUUUAAUUCUUAUUCGGCGAGAAGGGCUCCUGAAAAGCUACCAGAUAGAGGUUUUGUUGAAGAUAAUGCUGAACUGAGGGACGGUAGGCGGUUAAUGAACUCACACAUUCACAGACAAUACAUAGAGUCACCAUACAAAGAUGCUAACUUUAGGGAUCCUCAUAAUAAUCACGUUCCAAAUUUUCAACGUCCUCUAUCUAGAAAGAACACAGCAGGAAGAAUGUCUGCUAGCAAGAGAGGGAGCUUUGAUGAUAGUCAGCUCCCGUUAGGAGAAAUGUCAAGUUAUGUGGAGGGACCCACCUCACUAGGUGAUGCAUUAAGUGAGGGUCUCGGUUCUAGUUCAGACUGGAAUGCUAGGGUUGCUGCAUUUAGCUAUGUCAGGUCUUUGCUACAGCAGGGGCCUAGAGGUAUUCCAGAAAUCAUUCAGAGCUUUGAGAAGGUUAUGAAAUUAUUUUUCCAGCACCUCGAUGAUCCCCAUCAUAAAGUUGCACAGGCUGCUCUGUCAACCCUUGCAGAUUUUAUUCCAGCUUGCAGAAAACCUUUUGAAAGUUACAUGGAGAGGAUUUUGCCCCAUGUUUUUUCACGGCUAAUUGAUCCCAAGGAAUCUGUGAGGCAGCCUUGCUCAAAUACAUUAGAAAUUGUAAGCAAAACAUACGGUAUCGACUCCCUUUUGCCAGCUUUGCUCCGUUCAUUGGAUGAACAGCGCUCUCCAAAGGCCAAACUUGCUGUAAUUGAGUUUGCAAUUGAAUCUCUUAACAAGCAUCCUUCGAAUUCUGAAGGUGCUGGAAAUAGUGGCAUCCUCAAGUUAUGGCUCGCAAAGUUAACACCAUUGGUCUAUGAUAAAAAUACCAAACUGAAAGAAGCGGCCAUUUCAUGCAUUGUAUCAGUGUACACUCACUUUGAUGGAACAGGGGUUUUGAAUUUUAUUCUUAGCUUAUCAGUUGAAGAACAAAAUUCCUUGAGGCGAGCGCUUAAACAAUAUACCCCUCGUAUAGAAGUGGAUUUGAUGAAUUUUCUGCAAAAUAAAAAAGAAAGGCAACGUUCCAAGUAUGAUCCAUAUGAUGUUACUGGAACAUCUUCGGAAGAAGGAUAUGCUGGAGCUUCAAAGAAAAGCCAUCUAUUUGGAAGGUAUUCUGCUGGUUCAGUUGAUAGUGAUGGUGCCAGAAAGUGGAACUCUGUUCCGGACUCUACCUAUAUAACUAGUUCUAUAGGUCACUCAUUGUCUGAUGAUACUCAAGACUUCUAUCAUGAUGUUGAAACUGGUUCCAACUCUGAUCUUCCUGUUUCAAAAGCCAAGGAACCAAAACUUUUGGCCCUUACUGCAAGUGAGAGUGAUGGAUUACGGGCUAAUCCACAGGAAAGCAAUGACAACAGCUUAAAUGCGGAGCACACUUCCAAAACCCUUCUGGAGGCUAAUGGCUUAGUUGACACGGAGCAUUUAGCUGCAGCUGUUGGAGCUGAUAAUGAAUCUGAUUUGGGACUUAAUCACCUGAAACUUUCUGCUCUGAAGAUAAACUCAACUCCAGCAACUGAACCAAGUAUUCCUCAGAUUCUUCAUUCG
Messenger RNA from Capsicum annuum, 1783 nucleotides. Its product is annotated as CLIP-associated protein-like. Gene Ontology annotation, biological process: microtubule cytoskeleton organization. Gene Ontology annotation, cellular component: cytoplasmic microtubule. Gene Ontology annotation, molecular function: microtubule binding. NCBI's taxonomy places the organism in Eukaryota, Viridiplantae, Streptophyta, Magnoliopsida, Solanales, Solanaceae. The record is from RefSeq and is a predicted model, not a curated record.